AUGAGGUUUUCCAACACUUUGAAGGCGAACCAGGUCGACGAGUGGAAGGAGAAUUACGUGUCUUACGAGGCUCUCAAGCCCUUGAUAGGAAGGGACAAGGGAGGGUUUGCGGCCCGGAUCGAUGAGGAGCUCCGGAAGAUAAACGACUUCUUCUUUCUACUUGAGAAGAAGGCUGUCAUUGAAAAGGAGGAGAUAUUUGCCGAUGUCGGAAUAUCUCCUGAGGACAGAUUGAACAAGGAUCUGGGGGUACGAAUUAGGGACUUGCAGAAGAAGACGGAGUGCAUGAGCGACGAUCAGGGCGGGCGGCUGAGGAUCAAGACAGACAGAAGCGCGGAGUUUGACAAUGAGGGUGACGAUGAGGAUUCCAGGAAUGGCUCUGAAGAGGAUGAGAGCGACAACUUUGAGUAUCUGACCAAGAAGACGGGGAGGAGCGCGGAUGAAAGAGGGCUUGGAGGAAUAUUCAAGAUUUCGAGGCGGUUUGAGAGGAGAAGGAGGGAAAAGAACAUACAGGAGUUUCUCCAUGCGGUAAUAAGCAUCAAAAGGUUCAGAGAGCUGAAUUACACAGGACUAAUGAAGCUUUCGAAGAAGUAUGAUAGGAUGUAUCCGCAAGAGAGAUUCCAUGAGGCUUUUUCCAGGAGCGUCAACGAGUCGUAUUUCAAUAAGUCUAGGCGCAUCGACGAUGUAUAUAGGUCCGUGAAGGAGCUUUACACCAAUGUGUUUGCAAAGGAUGACCCGGCCAAGGCAAGGACGGUGUUCAGAAAGCUGAAGGGCAAGAGAAGGGCAGAUCCCUUUGUUUCCUAUGCGUCCGGGGUGUUAGGAGGGAUAUCGUUGGCAAUAAUCGGGCUGAUGGACUUUGGAAACAAGCAAAUGGACAAGGAGCUAUUCUUUUCCAUGGCGCUUUUGCAGUAUGGGGCGUUUCUCUUUGGAGUAUCUCUUGCCAUAUUCAAAAGGUUCCACAUAAACUACAAGUUUAUUUUCAACUUCGAUGUAUGCUCGUCACUAAGCUCAGACAAAUAUCUGUUUGUGACAUCCCUCUCGAUAUUCUCCAAUGCUGUUGGGACAUGGAUCAACAUUUCGUUUGUUCACCUUAACCCGUACUACUUGGUUCUGGUCCAUUUUCUGAUACUGAUGAUGCCCUUCAAGGUGCUUUACCACGAGUCAAGAUUCUAUCUUCUCUUGGUUGUGUUUAGGAUAAUAGUGUUUCCCAUGUCAUUUGUCAGGUUCAGACACUUCUACUUUGCAGAUGUUGGGCAGAGUCUUACGUUCUGCUUCAAGAAGAUGCUUUUCUAUGGAAUGAGUCUCGACUGGAAGGUUGAGGGAUGUGCCAACUCGUUCUUUGCAACAAUCAGGUUUUUGCAGUGUCUUAGGCGCUACAGAGACACCCGGCUCAAGUUUCCUCACAUCGCAAAUGCCCUGAAGUACUCUCUUUUAAUCCUUGUGGGGUUUUCACAGCCACUGUAUGCGAGCAGGAAGACGUGGGAUCUCUUUAUCUACAGGGCAAUGGUCAUCAGUGCUACAUCCAUCUAUUCUAGUGUUUGGGACGUGUUCGUAGAUUGGGGGAUCGUCAGAGACAAGAUGAUGUAUCCCCGGUAUGUCUAUGGUUGCGGGGUGGUGUUCAACUUCUUGUGCCGCUUUUCAUGGGUGUUGCUGUACUGGUUCGAAAUCCCUGUGUUUUGGAUGGCAUUCCUGGAAAUAAACAGGAGAUUUGUGUGGACAGUCUUCAGAGUGGAAUUUGAGCAUCUCAACAACUGCAGCGAGUUCAAGUCAAUGGGUUCCAUGCAGCUCACAUCCAGAGAGCUCUUUUACAAGAGGGACUAUGAAGCAGAUGCCAGAGUUAAUGAUACGGAAACCGAGAAUGACUCAAGCGUUACUUAG
Encephalitozoon cuniculi GB-M1 is the source of this 1875-nucleotide messenger RNA. RefSeq names its product Syg1p-like protein. The record is from RefSeq and is marked provisional. The transcript has a single exon. Lineage: Eukaryota; Fungi; Microsporidia; Unikaryonidae. Bases 1 to 1875 code for a protein of 624 amino acids. Gene Ontology annotation, cellular component: cytoplasm; membrane.